Molecule: messenger RNA, 26517 nt
Organism: Xyrichtys novacula (pearly razorfish)
Lineage: Eukaryota; Metazoa; Chordata; Actinopteri; Labriformes; Labridae
Source: the annotation of a GenBank genome assembly
AUGUCUGCUCCUCCUGAUGAAGGUCAGUCUGAGCUUUUACUUUCUUAAAUCGGCAGAAAUGUGACUGGGGUUUGGUGUGAACUGAGCUCACCCCUGCAGCGGUCGGACCUGCUUUUCAUUGACCUGAAAUGACCGCCUUUAACAACAUGACACCGUGAUGGAUCGACUCUUUUAUUCCAGACUCUCAAUAAACUCUGGAAGUUUCUGAUAGACGCUCUUAACUCACACACAGACUCUGGAUUAGGGAUUUAAACUCUAGAUUAGGAUUAAAGAGUUAAAGUAAAGUAGAAACUCUCGGGGGGAAACAGGAGAAUUAAAAAAGUCUCUAAAAGCAGCAGCUCUCGGUCACUUUCGACUCUUUAAUCGAACAUUGGAGGAAGAUCUUCGCCGAAUUUCGUUCCGGUUGAUAAUCGAUCGAUCAUUGCAUCAGAAACUACCGGCUGCGUUUCUGAUCACAUGGGAGGAAACAUGAAAAAAACCUCUUAGAAACGAGAAAAACUUCAGAUUUACCUGCUGAAGCUGCUGCAGAAAAAUCCAGAGAGGACAGAAACAGUCGGAGAGGACAUAAAAAAGGACAAAUCCACAGUUUUUUCGAUUAUUGCGCGAAAAUUUUUGGCGCAGCAGCUUCACCCCCCACCCCCCAUCUCUGACGUCAUCGACCCUGUAUUCAGAGCCUGUUUACUGGUUUACAGACCAGUCCACCCAGUAUAUUAAAAACCGACCUGGACCCCCCAAUCAAAACCAAAAACCGGGUUUUAGUUCUUCUUUAUUUUCGUCUCGUUUCCCCAAAAAGAAAAACCGACAGAGAAAAAACAGAGUGAGUCUGAGAUCCAGAGAGGAGGGGGGGACAGGGUCAGGGGUCCGAAAAUAAAAGAAGAUCUGAGAGUUUAAUAAAAGAGAGUUAGAGAGUCUGUUCAGGGGAAUUAAAUCUGAUUUUAAUGAACAUGAAGAUAAACUUUUUUCUCCUCCAAACUGAAGAACUGAAGCUCUGCUCUCUCUGACAUGUUUCCUCUCUGCUCUGAAUUAACAUCACGUGACUUUAGUGAGUUUUUCUCUGGAAAUUUAGUGAAUUUUCGUUCAUUCAAAAAUAUUUCUCAACGAAAUUUCAACAAACUUUCAGACAGAAUCAGAAAAUAAUCCAAAACUGACUGAAUUUGUCUUUUCUGGAGUUAGAAAAUGAAUCUUCAGAUUAAUGUGAAUUUAAUCUGAACUCAUGUUUGUGAGCUGGAGUCACAAAAGUCUGAAUUAUAAAGUGAAAUGAUUCAUAAAUCCAUGAGGAACUCAGACCUGCUCACAGCUUCAGUUUCUGAGGAGAUGAUCAUGUUCACUCUGAGAAACCAGGAGAAGAGCUGGAGAGAGAGAGAGAGAGAGAGAGAGGGAUGAAGGAAGGAAAGAAAGACAGAAAAAUAAGAGUAAAAGAGGAGGAGAACUCUGUGAACCCUCUGAACUGACAGCAGCGGGUAAAAACACAUUUCCUCUGGGAGCCUGUGAGGGUGAAUGAAUGAGUGAGUGAGUGGGUGAGUGAGUGGGGGUUGGGUGGGGUUAGCUGGGGUGAGAGAGUCCAAAGUCUGCUCAGAAAAGUUGGUUUAGUAUUCAGAGAGUUCAGGAAUCUGCUGCAAACUCAGAGAGAGGGUUUCUGUUUCUGUUUCUGUUUAAGGAGAUGAUCAGAGUCUGAAACAGUGAAGCUGCAAACUUCUCUGAAACUCUUUUACUCUAAAGUUUCAUAAAAAUGAGGAGAAAAAAACAAGAGUUUGUUUUAUAAAGAGUUCAGUUUGUGAUCUUCAUACUGAGUCCUGAUGUUACUGUUACACACAGGAGAGAAAAUCCUGUUUAAAAGGAGAAAACAUGUUUUUAUUUUCAUCAUUUCUCCUGAACAUGAUGAGAGUUUAACAAAAGUGAAGGAUCUGAAUCUAAUCAAUGUUCAAAUAAAUCUAUAAAAACAGGAUAAUUUACUUUGAUAGAAACAUUCAGACUGAACUUUAAAUCAUUUUCAUUUCCAUCAUCAGGCCCUGAAGGUUCAGAAGUUUAACAGAGUUUAUAUAAAAAAACACACGAAUUAAAGGUCAAAGAAAAAUUCUCAGGCUGAACAUAAAAGAAAAAAACCUUAUUUAACUAUUUUUAACAAAAGUUCAUCAUCGAUCCUCGAACCGACCUCAGUCAGCAGAGGUAGAAAUCACAGAUCAUCACAGAAACUGUCUCAACAAACCAACUUCAUUCAGGAUUAUUAUUCAGGCUUUUUCAGAUUUAUUCAGGUUUAUUAUUCAGGUUUAUUCUGGAUUAUUCUGGUUUAUCAUUCAGGACUUUAAAAAGUUCUCCUCUUUUCUAUCAACGUUUUAAACAAAGAAAAGUUCAUUCUCUCCCAAAAGUUCAGACAGUUUAAACUCUCUUAUUCUGAAGUAAAAGUUACUGAUGUCAAUAAAAAUGAAGUUUAUCUUCUUACAGAUCAAAAAACUUUAACUUUAAAAUAAUCAUUGGAGAAACAGUCUCUUUAAAAAACACCAAAAUGAUUUAGAUUUAACUAAAAACUACGGACAAAUAAAACUUUAACAGGUUUAAAAAGAAGUUUUCAAAGUUGAAGUUUGAAAUCUGUUAAGAUGGAUAAACCUCCUUUAGAUGUCCCACCUAGUUUUUGAAACAAAUACAGUCCACAAGACAAACAGAGAGAUCACAUGAUCAACACCAACAAAACAAGAACAACACGUAACAAAGACGACAAAAAACAAAGACGACAAAAACCAAAGACGACAAAAAACAAACUUCACCUCCACAGAGAAGAAGAAAAGUCCGUCUAUCAGCUGAGAAACAUCAAACUUCUGUAUAUCUACAAAGUUAAGAGUGGAAUAAAUCAGACUUUUAAAGUGAUUCAGUUAUAAAGUUAGAUUUUCCUCUUUCUCUCCUUUUCUGUUCGUUUUCCUAACGUUGAGUUUUUUUCACACAGAUGAGAGAAAAAUGAUAUUUGGACGUUUUUCAGGUUGAGAAAACCAACAAACGAAAAUAAACGAGACUUUAGUGAGAUCUUUGAAAACACGGUGAAAACACAGACGUAAAUCAGAGACGCUGGAGUUACAGGACGGUUCAGUUUUUAGCUGUAAAGUUUCUUCUUCUUCUGAAUCUGUUAUUGAUCAUUUUUAAUGUUGAUCAGUUUUGUUGUUUCAUAAAAGCAGAAAAACAGAAGCUGAAGUUUUUAGUGCUGAAGAUGCAAACAGAUAAAAAUAAUCAGGAUAAAAUCACAAAUCUUCAUUUCUGAGGCCUUUUCAUUCAUGUGUUCAUUUGUUCAUGUGUUCAUGGAGGUUUUCUGUCCUUCACCUCAUCAUCAAUAUCUCCUUUUUUUCAUCUUUCGCUCUCAGACCCUGAAGUUAAUCUCUCUUUUGGUAUUUCAGGCUUUUCCUUAGACUAACAGUCCCACCCUAAACACCACCUCUGUUGUCCUCACACACUCUCACACUCACACACACUCACGCUCACACACACACACUCACGCUCACACACACACACACGGUCGUGUCCUGAUUCCUCCUGACGUGUCCUAAUCAGAAAGGUCCUGUCAGGAUAUGAGUGAGUGGAGAACAUCUGACGCUGCUCUCCAACCCUCUGACCCAAACAGUAAUUCUGUGGCCACGGCGAGGCCUCCUCCUCUGCAAGCAUCUUCAAAAACAGGCCUGAGCGAGCGAGCGAGCGAGCGAGCGAGGGCGGGCGCAGGAGGAGGAGGAGGGAUGGAUGGGGGGCAGGGGGAAAGCUCGUGAAUUCCGGAGGGUGGGCUCUUUAGCCCCGGUGGGUGGAGAUGGGCUUGUUGUUGUUUCAUUCCUCCAACCUGUUUUUCCUCUUUUCCUCGUUCUCGGGAAUAACCCCUCCGAGAAACCAGGGUGGGUGUCAGAUCAGAGGAAGUUUGUGAAUGAAGGUGGAGGUGUUUUUCAGACUUGGUAUUGAUCUGCUGGGUGGCCUCAAGUAACCGCAGCCCCCUCCUCCCACCCUCCUUCCCUCCCUCCGUCAGUCAGUCAGUCAGACCUGCUCUUCCUGCUCUGAACUUCAGCGAGAGACUGAUGGACAAAAACUCUCAACUAAAGACGAGAGAGCAGAAGUGGAGGCUGAGAAACAACACACUCACUCUCUGUCUUCUCCUCUGCUUUUCUGUCUUUUUAGGAGCAGAUUUGAUCAAACACAUGUAAAGAAAAAUCAGCCUGUUGAAGCGUAAACAAAACUGAGAGAAUCAAACUAAUAAAGUCAUAGUUAGAUAUUUCAUUCACUGUUUCUAGACUUUAAAAACACUUCAUGUUAAAAUAAGAACCUCUCUGAAAAACGAGUUUUUAUUCUUGGCUGUGAAGUUUGGAGAUGAGAUGUUCCUUUAUUAGUCCCACAGGAGGAAAAUCAAGAAUAGUUUAGUUACAAAAGGAGAAAAAUUAAAAGAUAAAGAAACUUUAAGUUAAAACAAGAUAUGUGCACGCCUUGUAUUUACAUCUGUACAGAACUGACAUAAUAAUAAUGUUAACAUGGUUAGGUGGAAACUUUGUGUUCAGGAGAAAAGUCGUUGUUUAUGGGUAGAUUGAUUUAACGUAAUCAUAUUUCUUUAUUUAUGAAAACCAAACCCAAUUUUUAAGACCCCAUUAUCGGCACAUUUAUUAAUUUCAGACCAGUUUGGAAUGAAAACACAAAAAUAAGAUUUCUGUAUUUGUGGAUCAGUUUGUAAAGUUUUCAUCAAACUUUUACUUUCAUUAAAUAAGUUUAAAGACUUUAAUCCAGUCAGGUUAUAGAAGGAAAAAUAAAUCAAUACAGACAGAGGAAAGUUUUUCUUUUUAUAAAACAUUAUCAUAGUUUUCAAAUCUAACAUGGACAAAGUUCUUUAAAGAGGAUAAAAGUGUUUUUUUUUUAAGUUUUUAGACGUUUACAGACUUUAUAACAGUUAUAUAAAUCUAACCAUCACAGGUUACAUCCAAACAAACAUAAUAAUUAAAGUUCAUGUUCGGUUUAGUUUUAAACUUUAUCAAACCUUAUAAAACGUUACCUUAAAGUGUUUAAAAGAGGCUGAACGUGUCGGCAGGUUUUAAGAAAGAAAGGAAGUCCGAUUAUAACUCUGAUAAUUGUGAAAGUUUAACUCCAAAUCUUUUAAUUCUUAUUUUUAAAGUUUUUAAACACUUAGAGAGUUUAAUAAAGUUAUAUAAAUCUAACCGUCUCAGGUUACGUCCAAACAUACAUAAAAAUAAAAGUUCAUGUUCAGUUUAGUUUUAAACUUUAUAAAACUUUUUAUAAAACCUUUAAGUGUUUAAAAGAGAAUGAAAGUGUUGGUGGUUUUAAGAAAGAAAAGAACUUUGAUAUUUGUGAAAUCCUAACUUAAAAUCUUUUGAAUCAUUUGUAUUUCUAAAGUGUAAUCUGUUAGUUAAAGUUCCCUCUGACACAUAAAAGCUCCAUAAAAAAAAAAGAUUAAAGUUUGAAUUUGAAAUAUGUAUAAACUUUACUUAAGUCUUUCUCACGUUAGUAAGUAAGUAAGUAAAGUUUGUUUAUAGAGUGAUUUUAACAGAUCAAAAUCACAAAGUGCUGUAGAUAAAAUAAGUACAAUUAGAUAAACAUAAACAGUAUAAAAGAAAAGUACAAAUACAAACACAAAUAUGUUAAAAACGUCUUCACAUAUCAAACUUUGCUGUGAAGGUCAUCAUGAGUGAACAUAUUUUUAUCUUUAUAAUUAAAUUUUCAAAAACAUUGAAUACAAAUAAUAAAGUCAACUGGACAAAUAUGAUGAGGACAGUCAAGUUUUUAAUGAGUUUUAAACUUAUUUUCUCUCUCCUGUGUUUUCAGUUUAUGAACUUAAAUCAGUUUUACACUCUUCUCUGUUUUCUGUAAUUCGCUCACUAAAAACACUUAAAGCUGACUCCCUUUCCUUCUUAUUUAAAAUGAUUUAAAUCUAUUUUAAGUCUUUUUUUUAAAAACACCCUCUCUGAGUGUUUUUUCCUCCCUCUCGGUCUGAUUAUCUCCUGACAGCUGCAGAUCAGGGACUGAAAACAUCAGUUUGCAGGUUUGUUUUUCUGGGUUUUUCUCUCACAUUCCUAAGCUGUGAGUUCAGCUCUCCUCUGGUGCCCAGUAUAUGAUACUGGGAGGUAACUGGUCGUGUGUUAGGAACAUGAGCUCCACCACAACAGCAUGUCCAUGCAUGGACAGCAUGGACAUGAAAACUUUACACCUUUAUUUCUUUCUACUAAAGUCUGAAAGGUAAAGGGAGAGUUUUCCUGUCACACAGACCCGGUUUGAGUCCGCUCAGGUUCUGCUCUUCAGAACCUGAAAUACUUCAAUAAUCCUCAGAAGGGAAGUUGGUUUCUGUUGCAGUAACUCCAAACAAAGUCGAAAGAGAGGAUCAAUAAUCAAUAAAAUAAGUAAAAAUUGGUGUUUUAAACUCUUUUCGAGUAUCGGGUCUGAGACACUAACAUUAUGCUCCGUGUUUGUCUUCAUGUUUGUUUGUAUCUCAGGGUGACUCUGUGUUUGAUAAACUGAUUUAAUCUUUUCUUUAAUAUGAUUCAUUAUUCUGUUUUCCUUUCAGACAUGAGUCUGAAUUUUACAUUUAGGUCUGUUAGUAGAGAUUAAAAAUAAAAAGAAGCUGCACGUGUUUAUCGACAGUGAGUGUUUUUAGGUGAACCAUGUUUGUCUAAAGAAACUCUUAUUUAUUCUGCGUUUCCUCUGUCGUUGACCUUCUGGUCUGUUUUAAAGGAGAAUUGCUGACUUCAUACGUGAAAGUGAAAGUAGUUUGAUUAUUUUCUUUCUCUUUCUUUCUUUCUUUCUUUCUUUCUUUCUUUCUUUCUUUCUUUCUUUCUUUCUUUCUCUCUCUAUUCCAGCCUCGGUGAUUUCUCACUUUGACAAUCUCAUGUCACAUACAAACAUUUCUUAUCCAUUAGUUGGAAGGAAGAAGAAACAUCUUAUAUUAGCUGACCCCUCACUUAAAGUCUAAUAGUUUAUUAAUCGAUCACUGAGCAACAUUCAGACCACAAAACUAAAACAACAAAACAAAAACAAACAGAUCAGAGUUUCAAAUGGACUUAUGGGUCACUGAGCUAGACUCUAGUCACACCAUGAAGUAAACAAAACAAAAACAAAACAAAACAAAACAAAACUAAACUAGUCUAAACUAAAGUAAAACAAAAACCAAAAACAUAUUUUCUGUCUGACUUAUUGGUCACUGAUCUCUACUGUAGUCACACCGUGAAGUAAAUAAAACAAACAUAAUAAUAAAUAUGAAUAAAAACAACAUUUCAGUCUGACUUUCCUACUAGAAUCAUCAGUUACUUUUUACUUUAUUUUCUUGUCUUGUUACAGAUUUGUUCAGGUCUUCACUUCACUACUUUAACAGCUUAAAAUGUUAAAUGUUCUAUAGAUCAUUUAAUAUGUUGUCUUACUAACAAAACUGAACAUAUACUAAACAGACUGUAAACAAACCUACAUUAAUACUCUAACUGAUAAUACUCUCAUUUCUUUGCUUUAGUUGAAUUUUGUUCCUAUCUUUCUGCUCUGAUGUUUAUUGUUUUUCUGCUGCUAUGACAACAACCCCCCCCCCCCAAAGGAAUCAUUAAAAUUUAAUUGAAUCCUUUCUAAUCAAAUCUGCUUGUAUAACAGCUUCAUGAGGACACACCAACAGUUCCAGCUCCAACAUCUCACUGUGUGUGUGUUUGUGUUUAUAUACAGCAGCAGACUUAGACUCCAUUUUCUAAACUACACAUGAAGGAUGAACACAUGAAGGAUGAACACAUGAAAGUUGCGGGUCCGAUUCCCCCCUCGUACCCUGCAGAAAUUAGCAGCAAGAAAGCAUGUAAUUGACAAAGUCACGUGUUCUCACUACGGGAACGGGCACAGCCAGCUCGCGAGCGAAUGAGAGCGAAGGAGAGAGAGAGGCAGAGAGAGAGAGGGAGAGGGAGAGAGAGAGAGAGAGAGAGCUGUAGUACAGAGGUGGUGUGAGUGAGGAAGGGAUCGAAGGGAAGAAAGAGAGACAUGACAAAAAUAUCAAAAGGCAGAAAGCACGCCGUACCAUGCGAGCUCAAUUUGUGACCGCUGGGAUCGAGGAUGUCGGAUUAAUGGUGACGACCGCAGCCCGUUUUCGCAGAGGAAGCUUCUCUAUCGCAACUUGGGCGCAGAGGGUCCGCGGGGAAACAUGGCCGAAGGUUAUUCUGCAAUUAUUUUCCCAUUUUCUGCCUUAGUUUCUGCCUCUGGAGCCGAGCGGAGGGGGCGGAGAGGGGGGGGCGGCAAGGUGCAGCGAGACCCGCGAAAUCUUCCAAAAGCUGAAAAUAAGAAGAACCGACUCGAACCGCCCCUGAGCGCGAGCGACACAUCCAAGCAAGCACGCGCUCACAUAUAAAGCAUUGUUCGCGUGGAGAGUGUGUCCACAAGUGAAGCUCGAGGAAACCAUGUGUACACCUGCCUGCAGGAGACAACUCUACACGCGCACACACACACACACACAUAUACACACGCACACGCUGCAGAUGCACGAGACAAAUCCUCCACAAGUUCCACUACUGAGCAUACCUGUGCACGAGACAGAGCCGUGCAUCUGUCACGGGGGUGUGGGGUGGUGUGGGGGGGCAAAUAACUUUUUAAUGCGUGGAUGGGCACGCGCCAAACAGUUGUAGUAGUUUCUUCGUGAACUUCCCACAGCCCGUGUUCGUGUUCGUGAGUGGAGGGGAUUCCCCCCACGCUGCUGCUGCUUCUUCAAGAAGUUUUUACGCAACCUCGCGGCGCAUUAAACUUAUAUAAACCCGGUGUGCGCGAGGGGAAACGGCCUUCCGGUGGCGUGAAGAAGGUUUUAACUUGUUUCUCCCAUGUCCCCCCCACCAUCCCCACCCCCUCCACCAUGACUCGUUUCAGGAGGGCCGGUUAGAGGUGGCGGAGAAGACCCCGCCAAGUCCACCACCGAGCAGGAGGACCGGACUCGACCCCCCCAGGUCCUGACGGGAUCGGGAUUCUGUAAGUGGUUCAACGUCCGGAUGGGUUUUGGAUUUAUCUCGAUGACCGGCAGCGAAGGGAGCCCCGUAGACCCCCCCCUGGAUGUUUUCGUCCACCAAGUAAGUCCAGAAAAUGUCCCCCCCCCACACACACACACACACAUCUGUCCUCUCUGAGUGAUUGAUCAGUUUAAUUUCCUCCACUGUCUCUUUUUCUCCCUCUGCUCCAUCUUCACACACCCCCAUUACACCACCACCCCCCACUUUGUACCAUCCGGAUGUUUUGUUUCUGCCAACAUGUUGGAGUUUUAUCACAAAAACACCUUUAAGUUUCCUCCUCUUUCUCUCUCCCUCUCUCUCCCCCUUUUUCCUCCCCCUCUGACUGUAAAGGGGGGAGACAUGUCGUGUGUCUGUGACUCGGUUAGUUUCACACUUGCCUCUCCAACAUGUCGGAGGAGGAAGCCCCCUUUUCUGCUCCUUCAGGGUCUUUGGUCCAGAACAUCUCAGGAGGACCAGACUAGAACUGGGCGAUAAGGACCCAAAGUCAGAUCACGAUAUUUUUAGAUUAAAUAUCGAUAGAUGAUAAAUAUCUUGAUAUUGUUAUUGCAGAUGUCAAAAGUAUUUCUAUUUAAGAAGAAUAAAACAUAAACAUAAAUACUCUAUAACCACAGGAGGACCUUUGUUUCCAUAAGGCGCACAAUUAAACGAAAAAUAUAUCUUUAAUUUAAAAAUAACCCAUGAAGUAAAAUAGACUGAUCUUUAUCUGAAAUAAAUGUAUUUAUAAGAGAAAAGCAUCAACAUUUUGACAAAUAUAAAUAACAGAUUAAAAUCAAAUGACACAUUUUCUUCUUCUCUCUAAUAAACGACAAACACUAAAUGACCUUCCACUGGUUUAUAAAUCUCUAAAUGGUUUUGGUCCAGAAUAUAUAAAAGAAUUGGAAAAUAAUUCAACUUUAUUGUUAUUGCACAAGUACACAAGUUUACAUCCAUCCAGAAGUGCUGAGUGAGUAUAAAUAUAUUUACAAAUGUACACAGUAUGAAGGGAUAUAUUCAUGAGUGUGUCAUGGAGUAUAAAAGAGAAUAUCAGUAUGUUAGUGUGAUAUGUUAGAGGAGUAUAAACCCAGUCGAGCUCUGAGAUCGACUGGCUCAGGUCAGAUAGUGGAGCACAGAGUUUGAACCCGACAUGGUGAAGCAGGAUUUAACUGAUAUUAUUAUUCUGCUGCUUCACACGAGUGGAACAAAAACGACCAGCAGAACUAAAAUCAGACCAAACAGUUUAAAUCCAGGUUUUAAACAUUUCUCUGUUCAUGUGUUUACAGCUGAGCUCUUUUUAGUAAUUUUAAAUUUAUCUACAGCUCCUGCUUUAAACUGUUUUUUUUGUUUUGAUGCUGCUCUUUAAAAAAAAAGUUGUAUUUUUCUGUAAAGCACAUGGAGUUGCCUUGGUGUGAAAUGAACUAUAUAAAUAAAGAAUAAAAUCUGACAAACCCACUAAGUAAGGGCAGCAUUUACAUGUAUAAAGACAGAACAAAAUAAAGAGCUCAGUUUAAGAAAAUAGUUUUUAAUCAUCAUUUUAAGAUUAUUUAUCCGUCUUUAUCUUCUGAACAGUUUAAAACAAGAUUAUAAACUCCGUAAACAUUUCCUCCUCUUCUUUCUUUCUUACUUUGAUAAACAGUUAAUGUUUUCUUCAGGUCGACAUUAGAGGACAGACAAGUGUGUCCUUCUUAACAGAAUCUGAUAUCUGUAGAUCUAUAUAUAUGAUAUGGUCCAAUUCCAAAUCUCAUUUAAAAAUAUACCGAUUUAUUUCUCACAUCGAUAUAUCGCCCAGUUCUAGUCCCCACUCUGUGUUUUGCGUGUCCGGGCUGAUUUAUUGCACACAGAGUUAAUUUCUGACUCCUUAUUUUCACGUUUCUCUGCAGAAAACAAAGAGUAGUCGACCACAAUCCUCCUUCUCUUAAAGGUUUAGUCUCCCCGUUUACAGACCAAUAAAGAGGCUCGAAAAUAGUCUGGGAGGACGAGGACAGGCAUUUUCACUGGUGUUCAUUUGACACCCUCUCCUUGAGGAGGUGUCUUUAUUGUGGGCUCACAGGAUGUUGGGAAGGAGGGGAGCCCAUGAGGGGUCAGAGGUCAGCGCUGAUGUAGUGGUGAAUAAAAAGAUGAGUCCGCUCUUCAUUAUCAUAGAAAUGAGGAUUAGUUUUAAAAAAAAAAGAGCUGACUGGACCAGCUGUUUGUUCUGGAUUAUAAUCCUUUAAUUUGGAUUUAUUUAAUUUAAACACAGAAUCUGUUUUUUUUCUGCUUUCAUAUUAAUGAACAUAACGAGUUAAAUUAACUCUGUUUGUAUUAGUGUCUACAUUUAUUCAUGGAUUUAGCUGCUUUCUUCCUUAAACUGAUUUAGUGUCGUAUUUUUAUUGUUGAGAAUUUUUAUAUAUUUUCUGAUAAUGAGAUAAAAGAUGAAGCUGAGCAGCAGGAAGUCUCUGUAGAAGAAGUGAUUUUGUUUAACUAAAGAGUAGUUCAGUUUGUCCUUUUUAAUUUGAUCUUUUCUGUAUUUCUCGUUUGUGAAAAUUUAGUUUCUGUGAUUUUAAAUAGAGAUGAUCAGAAAAGUGCAUUCAGUGGUGAGUCAUUAUCUGUUAUUGUGUUGGAUAUUUUCACAUCCUAUAUCCCUGAACAUGUUUAAACACGUGCGUCUGUAUCUGUGGUUCUGCUCACAUCCUCUCUGAGUUCAGAUGUUAGUGAGGUGGAGCUUCAGUUUGGGAAAGAGGCUGAAAGUCAAAUCGAUGGUUUCUGUCUCAGCAGUUUGUUUGAGCUGCUGCAGUAAUGGAGUCUGAGGGAAUAUUUUUCAGAUUAGAUUAGAUUAAACUUUAUUGUCAUUAAACUUGUUCAGAAAAAUGCAACGAAAUGCAGUUUAGCAUCAAACCAGAGGAGCAAUAGCACAAGUAUCAGAUCAUAUUUACAGCAUAUAUAAAUAUAUAUGCAUACCUAGAUAUAUGUGUGUGUAUAUUUACACAUACAUAAGAGCCGGUAUGAAGUUGCUAAUGUCAAUAUUUACAUUAUUUACAUCAUUUUACAUUUAACAAAGAGCCAUUAGUGUGAGAGUUUAACUGCAUGAUGUGAUUUUAGAGGCUGAUCUGAGUGAAGAGAGGAGGAAUAAAUCUUUAAACUCUGACCAGUUUGUUUAAAAUCCACAAACUGAUUUCUAUUUAUUUCUAUUUCUAUUUAUUUAUUUAUCACAGAUUAAAAACAGAGCAAGGAGGGAAUGAAGCUGAUAGGGUAAUACAGAGGUCCACUCCAGUCAGGGCAGUGAAGGCGUAAGUAAUGAGGACAUAGACAGGUUAUAAAUAUAAAGGUCAAAACAACAGAGAGACAAUAUAAGUAUAAAUAAAAAGAAACACAAACAUAACAGAUAAUGACGUGAUUAGAUGAGAUUUUAAUGAUAUUUUAAAGGAUUUGAAGGAUAAUAUUGAUUUAUCCAAAUCAUUCUAUAGUUUCGGUCUAAAAGUGAUAAGAAGUUCCACAGAGAGGUGACUGAAGAUGGUCUUUUUGUCUUCAAAACGGUUGAAUUUAUUUCACCAUAAAUCAAAUGUUUACAGUUAAAUUCAGCCCCAGUGUCUCCAGCUGCGUGUUCACAACAAUAUAACUGUCAUUUGGCACAAAAGUGGAAACCAAACGCAGUCACAGGCUUAUUGUCAUGUUGUAUGUAGAAGAUCCCACUCCUCUGCAUGUCUGUGUUCGCCCUCAUUAAUAAAGCAGUCAGUCAUUCUCUCUGUUAGCUUCCUCCUCUGUUUGAUUCUGUUUCUUUUAGUCGUUCUCAUUAAAAUCCAACAUUUAAAUCAGUGUAAGCGUGUAUCUGAAGACCCUGCAGACCUGUGUGAAAGAAGAGUUAUUUAGGUGAAAGAUCUCCCACCUCUCUGCCUGUAAUUUCCGAGGUGGAGAGGAGACUAUCUCACGUUUCCUGCACAAUUCUCAUCCUGUACGUUGAAGAAAGAGAAGAGCGGUGGGGAGUGGAAGAGGGAGCGUGAGGACAGGAGGAAAAAAGGAGGGAGAAGAAGAAGAAGAAGAGGAGGAGGAGGAGGAGUUUUCCUAGGAGAGGGAAAGAGGAGGGAUGUGGGAAAAAAUAAGUGUUGGUGAGAGUCGGGGGGUGGGGGUGGGGGGAGGCGGCGGAGGAGGAAAACAUAAGCGCGAGGUUUGAAAAAGAGGAGCGAGUGGAGGAGCAGGAGGUGAGAGAGGGAGGGUGAGAGUGUGUAUGAGUCAGCGAGAGGGUCUCUUCCUGGGAGGCCUCUUCAUCAGGGCUCCUAUCUGAUCACUUCCUUUUUGAAGGUGUGUGUGUGUGUGUGUGUGUGUGCGUGAGUGAGAGAGAGAGAGAGAGAGAGAGAGAGAGAGAGAGAGAGAGAGAGUAAUUAAGCUUCUUCACCCGCUGUACCUCUCUGCUUCGCCGUUCCACGCACAAAGCCAUUUCAUUAUCUCUGUUUGUUAACCUCUUCUCUACCUGCACUGAGCGAUUCUUUUUUUUCUGUGUGUGUGUGUGUGUGUGUGUGUGUGUGUGUGUGUGUGUGUGUGUGUGAGAGUGUGUGUGUGUGUGUGUGAGAGAGAAAGUGUGUGUGUGAGAGUUCCUGCUGGGACACGGGGGGUGCUCUCUCCUCGGGCAUUCUUUUAAAAAGAGGAAUUUCUUUAAAGACAAAAAGGCAGGAGGGUUGGGUGGGUGUGUGGGGUGAGGGGGGUGAGGGGGUGUGUGGGGUGAGGGGGUGUGUGGGGUGAGGGGGUGAGGGGGUGUGUGUGGUGGCUGAGGUGGGGGGCUGCUUGCCCUUUGUCGGUAAUCAGUUUGAAAUGUUGAACAGUUUGCUUCUGCUGCUGCUGCUGCUGCUAUUCUCCUGAGUGUGUGUUCAAUUUAUGGAGCCCCUGUGAGUGUGUGUGUGUGUGUGUGUGUGUGAGAGUGUGUGUGUGUGAGGGUGUGUGUGUGAUUCCUACUCUCCCUCAUAUCCACCAGGUUGUUGAUGUCUACAUGUGAACCGUUGUAAGAUGUUUUAGGUUUUGUAUGUGUGUGUGUGCGUGCGUGCAAGUGUGUGUGUGUGUGUGUGUGUGUGUGUGUGUGUGUUUUGUGUAGCGAGGUUAAAGUGGGCCCCUAGUGAGAUUAACCUCUGGUCCGUGUCACCGUUUGGCAUGCAGGCCCCACCCAUCUCUGCCUUCAGAUAGCCAGUAUCAGGCUUUGUCUCUCCUGCAGCCACACUGCCCCCCCCACCCCCCCCCCCACCCUCCACCCUCCUACACCCCCACCCCCACCCCCCGCUCCUCCUCCUCCACCAACCCACCCUUCUCUUCUGCACAUCAAAAAACACUAAAGAAGAAGAAAGGCUAGUCAUGUGACUUCCUUUUGAGGAGCUGGCCACAUAGAGCGGAGAUGAUUGGUAAUUGGAAAGGUGGCCGAGUAGAAAGCAGAGCAGGACGCCAAACGAGACGCAGUUCACCUGAAACACAGAGAGAGAGAGAGGAGAGAGAGAGAGAGAGAGGAAGGAGAGAGAGAGAGAGAGAGAGAGAGAGAGAGAGAGGAAGGAGAGAGAGAGAGAGAGAGAGAGAGAGAGAGAAGGAGAGAGAGAGAGAGAGAGAGAGAGAGAGAGAGUGUGUUUGCACCUCUGACUCUAAAUUAAUUUAAUUUAGUUUGAAUAAAGUCAGAAACACUGAAACAGUCACAAUAAAAAUAAAAACACAGAGGUGAAGGUGAAGACGGCUCAUUUCUUCUUCUUCUUCUGCACUUUGAUUAAUCCGUCUUUAACAUGUUUAUUCUGCAGAGACUCAAACCUCUCUGAGUGUGUCUGUCUCAUUACGACAACGACUGAUAAAUCUCAUUUUAAAUCUCAUUUUAAAUCUUAUUUCAUCAAACAGAGGAUAAACACUUCAUCCAUCAAACCACGUAAACCAGGGCGAGAGCGUCCUUUUAGAGAAGAGUCACGUCCUGAAAAUCUGCGUUUACUACGACAGCAGCCAUCUUUACUCAGUCCAGUCAGUUCAGUCUUUAUCUUUGUUUGUAAUAUCUGAUUUAACAUUUAUAUGUCAGGAGGAAGUGAGUGUUUUAAUCAGGAUCAGAAGGGGUUUUAUUGCUGUUGUCGAUGAACAGGAUUCACAGACUAGGAAUUUUUUACGGCGUGAUGAUGCAACAUUAAACAGAGAAAAAUAUAUAAAAUACUAGAAUAAAAACUAAUAAGAGCAUGCAGGAGAUAUAUAAAGUAUAAAAGUAUAACAGGCUAUAGACAACUACACAAUACAGAACAACAGUGCAGUAGGAGGAGUUAAUUAAAAAACCGAAGAACAUUAAACUAAAGUGAGCAGAGAUAAAGUGACGGAGUUUGACUAGAAAGAUAAGAUGUUCCUUCAAUAGUCUUAAAAUUACAGCAGCGUAGUUUAGAAACAAAAGAUAAAAAUUAAAAGAAACUUUGAGUUAAAACAAGAUCUAUGCUGUGGUCAUAUUCACAUCUGUACAGAAGUCACAUGAUAACAGGGUUUAUUGCACAUCAACGUUCCUGUUGUUGAAAUGAGACAAACACAGUUAGAUUCUCGUCCCUGUGUUUGUGAUCAUUAAUAUAAUGAAGCUGUUUGAUAUUAUUUAUGAAUCCAUAUUUUUCAUCAGGCUGUUGGAAAAUACUUUAAACGUAUAUCUACACUAAACUGAAAUUUAAGAGAUUUUAACUAAAAUAAUCCUGAAUUACAGAGCGCUGAGAUUUCUGCCUUCAAUGAUAAGAACAGAUAUUUGUUUAUUCUUCCCAUAAAAGUAAAUUCUAAAAUUUACAGCAGCGAUAAAAACAGAAAUUAAAGAAACUUAAAAGAUGUAAAAAAGAUAAAUACAUGAAUGUUAUUUACAUGUUCAUGUUAAUUUAUUACAGUUAAAAAUGGAGAUAUUUGUAUGUAUGACUUUGAUCACCUGAUCAAUCAAACACUGAUUUAGUAUUUGACUCUAAGGCUACGUUCACAAUCCCGAUUUUUCGUUAAAUCCGAUCUUUUUGUGCGAUCGUUCAAAUUACAACAACGAUCAUCUAAUGUGAACAGAACGCGUCCGUGAAGUGACCCUCAUGCUCACAAAACACAAAUUACUCUCCCCUCCUGUUCGUGUCGUUGAACAACGGUGACGUUUGUCUCAUAUUGAUGACGUAAAGAUCGGAUAAAUGCGACCUGAGCGUCCACACAGCAGUCACAAACCAAUCAGAACUGACCUGUUCACACUUGGAUGAAAAUUCAGAUAUGAGUCACAGAUGGUUAAAACAUCAGACCUGACCUGCAGUUUGAACACAGACUAAUUAUCAGGAGACUUAAAAUUACAAUCAUUUUAACAUGUGAAACAUGAGAGGGUCUGACUGUGAGAGGAUUGGAUUAGUUUUUAAGAAUCUUCAUUAAAACAUAAAGACCUAAAGUGUGAUCUAGUGUGAGUUUGUCUAUAUUAACAGUUGAAUGUGUUUUUAAUCCACUUUAUCUGACCCGCUCUCAGCUCCUUUAUGAUCUCCUCUGUGUGAGUAAACAGUCGACACACACAGCUGCUGGUUUCCCUCAUUAAAGGUUAAUGAUUUAAUUAAAGGGGAGGAUCUUUGUUCACUGAAUAUUCUCACAUUUCUCAGGUUGUUAGUUUUUAAAAUCAAACCCUUUCGUGUAAAUCUGAUCUGUUUUCCUCCUCUUUGUGUUUCUCGUCGUCGUAGUGAAACCGCCGCGGCUCCUCUCGUGUCGUAAAAAGCCGCUCUUAUUAGCUGGCGUCGUGUGUUUUAUCAGCGCUCACCUCGGCGAGGUUCAUUUCCCCUCUCCUCCUGAUAAACGUGGCGAGAUGAUCUAGUGCUUCCUCCCCCAGAUCAAAUAUUUGCCCCCGUCAUAAUCAGGGCUGUUGGAUGUUGUUAAUUUGAGGCGGGGGGAAACAUGGAGGCUUUUAAGUGUUUGAUGGGGGUUGGGCAGGGGUCAGGGGUCAGGGCCACUAAUGACAACGUGUUGAGGAGGGCUUGGGUGUCAGCGGCGUCAGAGGAGCGGCUCUGUUGGUGGUUUAGCUCGGCGUGUUUUUGCUUUUCUUCUUCUUCUUCUCCUCUCCUGUCCGUCUGAACUGAUCCGGCGCAGCUUUGUCCACUUAGCAUUUCCUGUGUGUAAAAAGCUACUUAAUGGCACAACGCCACAUUGUGACCACCAUCUCUGUCACGCUCAGAGGCGCGCCCCCUUUUUCCUCCUUAACUCAAGUACGAUCCAGCGUGGGCCACCUCUGAUUUAAAGCAUCCCAUAAUUAGCCCUUCAGUAGCUGGUGGUCGCCACGGGGAAGGAGGGAGGGAGAGAAAGAAAGCGAGGCUAGGAGAGGACGGUGGUCUCCUCGCUCUCUCUCUCUCUCUCUCUCUUUGCCGCUUCCCCUCACGUUACAGCUUCCUGUAUCGAUUGCUGGGCCUGGCGAUGACGAGGGCCCGGCUGAUGAAAAGGAGCGCUAUUUCUAUCCAGGAUGUUGGGAGUGUGUAUUGAUCGCCGGCUCCAUCCUACACACAGUCGCACACAUGUGGCGCAAAAGGAAGAUAUUUAUUACAUGUACGGGAGCCGGGAGCCGGGGUCCAUUUUAAGGCUCCGCUCCGUCUGUUUUGAGGUGCUGUUGGCUCUGAGGAGAGAGAGAGAGAGCGAGAGAGAGAGAGCGUGUGAGCUGGUGUGGUCCGCCACUUUGGGUAGGGGGUGGUGCUGGGAUGGUUAUACCGCUGACCCCCGGAUUUCUGCUGCUGACCUGUGGGGCUCCUGAUCAAAUGGGGGUUUUGUUCCUGGGCUCCCCCCAGGUCCAGCCACUGAUCAGCAGUUGCUCCUCCAUUGGAGCUGAACAGAAUGCGCUGGAGGCAUUUCCAUGAAACCCCCACCUCCUCCUGUACUCCCUCCCUUAUCCACCACCCCCUGCUUCAGGCCACUCCUCCAUUUUGUGAUCGCCCUCCUCACACUCUCUCUCUCUCUGUGACGCUCGUCCGCUCUCUCUCUCUCUCUCUCUCUCUCUCCUCGGCCGUGCCCUUUCUUGACCUCUGUGCGUAAACUGAAACGGGUCAAGACACCCGCCAGGUCACUUGAGAGGAGCCGACUCGGGUUGCAGGUUCUGAUUUGUGGAGUUUUUUUGUUGACAAAUGUACACAUGGAGACACACACACACACACACACACACACACACACACACACACAUGGAAGUUCACAUGCUGCCUUUCAUUACGUAACUGUGAGGAGUCUGAGCUCCUGCAGAAUUAAACUCAGAGACAGAAGGGAGUCAGAGACCUCGUCCUACACGGAGGACAUCUAUGUGUGUGUGUGUGUGUGUGUGUGUGUUUUCCUGCGUUUCUGCAGAACAAAAGGGGUUGUGUGGUUUCCUCACUGGUGCAUUGUGGGCAUUGACGGGGUUGGAGAGGGGGUAGGGUGCUGAGACAAACCACUCAACUUUGACCUGGAGAGACAAGCUGCUUGUGGUCUGAAGACAGGAGAGGAAGAGGAAGGACUCGUGUGCCGCCGCAGAGUUUCAGAGCGCCGAGCCGUCCAUGGUUAUUCAUCAUUAUUCAGAGGGUCUUUGGUUCUGUGGGGGGGGGCUGGAUUUUAAUUAGAUUAUUACAGGUUUUUGCUGCUGCAGGAUUUUCUCUGAAUGAUCGAAAAAAAAUCAGAAAAUUAAUCUGAGUUUAAAUUUGAGAGCUGGUCUCUAAAAGCUCCAUUUUCCUGUCGUGUGUGUGUGUGUGUGUGUGCAUGUGUGUGUGCGCGCUCACAGCUUUAACUCACACGUUAGUAAAGUCCUGACUGAUGAAUCCUGUCGUUCCUGCAGAUCUUCCUCUUCAUAUCAAUCCUGCUCAAAGCCACAAACUCUCCUCUUUGUUUCUCACCUCCUUCCCCACUCCUCCUCACUCCUCCUCACUCCUCCUCACUCCUCCUCACUCCUCCACUUUUACUCCACCUUUACCUGCCUCCAAAACCUCGCUCUCGUUCCUCUCCGUUCCCUGAUCCUCAUCGUUUCCUCAAAGCCAAAUCCGAUACCUGAACUCGUCCUCCAUCAGCUGAGAAUCGAAGAAGACGAGGAGAGAGAAAAAAACACUCAGACUGUUUUUUACUAAAUUAAUUAAUUAAUAAUUUAAUUCAACAUGAGCAGCUUUAUGAUAAAAUAAUCUUAAAUAUUAAAGGUGAAGAAGACAGGAGUGAGAGCUUCAGAUACGUUUAUAGAGGUAAUAAACAAAAAGUCGUUUUAAUCUUAUUUUCUUAAUUUAAAGUAUAAUUCGCUCCUUCCUGACUGAUAUUCUCUGUUUUACAUUAAAACUUGAAAUGAUUGGUAUUUAUUAUUUAUUCUAAUUAAAGUUCUGUUAAAUUAAAAGUCUGUGAAUUUCUCAUAAAAUCACGUCGGCGUCUAUUUCUGUGUUUUCUUUCAUUUGAUCAUUAAAUACCUGCUCGUUUAUGUCCGCUGACAGAAAUAAGAGGUACAUAAAAACUCUAAAUUUGUAAAAGUUUAAAACUUUAAUCUGAGAUAUUUUUAGAAAACAAAAGUGAAAACUUGAGAGAUUUCCUGCUGUGAUUAAAUGUUCAUAUCCUGACAGUUUAUCCUGCGUUCUGUGGUGAUCUUGGCCUGAUCCGGAUUAUUUAACUCCAUCAUGUUUUUGUCCUUAAAUAAAGUAAAUGUCAUUUAAAAGGAUUUUAUUAAAAGCUUUAGGAGAAAAACUCUUCAGUCAGUUUUUAAAAAUCGGUGUUUGAACAUUUCUGUGAUUUGAAAACAAAAAUUCAUUCAAAGAAUAUUUUUUAAAAGUUUUUAUUAUUUCAUUUUAAUUUUAUUUAAAAUCUGAAUUAAAGGUUAUUAAUGUAAGAGUGGAGCUCUGGUGUAAAUGUGUAAAUUAAUCCAGUAUUUUUUUUUAAAGCAUCUCUGCUCUGAGCGCUGACCUCGCUCUAACAUCAGUGUGUGUGUGUGUGUGUGUGUGUGUGUUUGUGGUAUUACACUUUCUUAGGUUUACACGUGUGUGUGUGUGCUGAGCUCUUAGUUUUUAAUUAAUUCACACUUCCUUUGUCACAUUCCCACUCCUCUCUUUACCCACUUCUUCUGCUCUCUUCCAUAUUCAUCUCCAUCUAUGAAUAGACCUCGUAUAGAGCACCUUCAGCUUCCUGUAAGUGCUGUCGUCCACAGACAUUAUAGAAAAAAUGCUGCCGAGCGCUUUUUCCCUCCUUCCUCUCUGGUUUCACGUUUGAUUCCCUCUGCUCAUUUGCUCCUUUCUCUUCCUGUCUCCUACACAUCUGCUGCUCCGGCGGGCGCUGAAUUUUCUGAUCGCCUGCAUUGUUAUUUUUAGGCCCUGGAUGUAUAGUAGGUAGUGGGUUUGCUCUGCUCGCUCACUCGCUGCGUGUUCGUGUGGGCGUGUUUACCUAUGCCCGGAUCUGCAGGGCUCCCUUCGAUUCAUGAAGGUCACAGAUGCGGCGCGGUUCAGGCGUCCGUUCUGUGCCACGGCGGAGACAUAAAUCAUCGUCCGGUGGUUAUGUAGUAACCGAAUCAAUAAUGGCGAUCAUGUAGAUAAGAUGGAUGUGCUGAGAGACAAAGAUUGCACGUUUGUGAGCGCCUCCUCGCCGUCUUCUCUCUGCUGGAGGAAAAGGAGGAUGUGGUGUUUCUGGGUAAAGUAGAUAAAGGGUGUAAAGCAGGGACGCGGCAGCGGCGGCGGCGGCGUCGGCGGCGUUGUGUGUGAGAUAAGUCCCUCUGUGCACAGACUGUCAUGGCAGUUGGAGCAAACAGUCGAUCCAAAACAUUCAAACCGGCGUGUUCAUCAUGUCGUGUUUGCCGCAGUGCUCACAGAGCUCACCGCCGCCGUGGUUAACUUGUGUAUCCUGGAGAUCACACAUGACGAUGAUGAUGAUGAUGAUGCUGAAGUGUUAUCUAAGGUUAGGGUUCUGUGCAGAGAGAUUCAGACGAGUCCUUUCAUUGAAAAAAUGAGGUUUACCUUAAAGACAGAGACUCUCCUCACACCUGAGAAAAGAACUCAGUGAGUCUUUGUUCGGUCCAGUCAAGGUGAAACUCUCUGAGACUGACUCAGACUCAGGGAGGAGACGUCUCUCUGCUGUCUGUCUGUGAGCACUGAAGGUACCAACCCGACCCAACUCCACACACACACACACACACACACACACACACACGGCCUGCCACAGUGUGUACCUCCUCUGUCUUGAACACACACCCUCGUGUAUUGCAGACAUCAUCAUUAUGAAUUCAUCGAGCUAUAAGCGCCAGCCGCUUUUAAAUGGAUAAUUGCUUUUUUCCUCCCAACAGAGCAAACUGGUGAUGGAGGGCUUCCGCAGCUUAAAGGAGGGUGAGCAGGUGGAGUUCACCUAUAAGAAGUCCUCCAAGGGCCUGGAGUCCCUCCGGGUGACGGGACCCGGUGGGGGACCCUGUGCAGGCAGCGAGAGACGACCCAAAGGGAAGGUCCCACUCCAGAAACGCAAACCAAAGGGAGACCGGUGAGUGAGAGAGAGAGAGAGAGAGAGAGAGAUCCAGGAAACAUCAGCUCUGUCUUUUUCGUUUCUGCGGGGAUGUAAUGACUCAUGUAUGCAUUUAUAUCCCAUGAGUCUUUGCUUCACCCAAAACAACCCUUAAUGUGUUUGCGUUUGGAGAGCUGCCUACAGUGGAGGGAGACAUAUGUUAUAUACGUACAUGUGAACGCGGCGAGCGAUUUCUGAGUGGGCUGAGAUUAUAGAUUAGAUCUAUUCAAUCUGCCAGACUACAUGCCUGUUGCUAUGGUUAUUGUGCACCAUAACAAGGAACUGAAUAGGGCACUUUGCCCGCCAUCGCCGCUAUUUUAAAUCAAUUUACUAGCUUUUACAUUAGAGACAGCAUUAGCAGACGAAGGGAAGGAAGGGAAGGAUUGGGUUUAUAUGCAUCUCAAUGCGGCAGUCGCUCAAUCAAUCGUUUUGUCUGCAGUGAAAUCCUGAAGGGUGCUCUGCUCGAAUCUGUCCGAAGGAAACAACCAUACAGAGCUCGGAGUUAAGAGCAGAGGAGACAGAGAAGGACGAGGAGAAUUAUUCGAGUGUAUCUCACAGGGCGAGCGACAGGGAUCCAUUAAGACGAGAAAGUCCAGCUCUCCUCCGGGUUUGAGUGUGAAGAGGAGAGCUGGUGUGAGGAAUGAGGAAACAGGAUCUGAGGCAGGAGGCUGAUUGGUUUACACAGCUGAAUAAUUCAGGUGAUUUGGGAUAAUUGAUCCAGUGUUAGGUCAAGUGUCGCUGCCUUCUCCUGAGGUGGGAGCGAGGCGGCGUUGGCUUCAGACAUGGCAGGUAGACAGCUGUGAUGUAAUCUGUCACUGUGAGCGCGCUCAGUGUGAGCAGUAGUUUCGCUGCUCUGACCCCUGCUGGUCACUCCGUUAUGCAACCGAGCGUUGUGACAUUUCUUCUUCUUCUGCUGCUGCUGCUGCUGCUGCGGUUUGAAGGUGUUUGAACCAAGAGUGGGUUCAUUUGUUCCUCUGAGUGGAAACUGUGGAGGUUCUCCGCCGUGAUGACGCUCCACAAACAUCUCUGCUCCGGUAUGUGAUGAGUUGUGUCUCAAAUAUUUUCAGCCAUCUUGUCUUCAUUAGGCCGGGAUCUAAUGUGGUUCCUGGUACUUAAAAAACAACAUAGUUCACCAGUUAGUCACUGAAUAAAUCCACCCAACUAUUUUAUAACAGUUCUUAUGAAUAACCGUGUUUUAUCCUCUCACACACGCUUCAAACAGUCGAUCAGACUUUAUUUGUAAAGAACGUUUCAUACAUAUAAUGUAGAACAAGGUUCUGUCCAUUCAAGCAGGAUAUUAAAAACAAUGAAAUAAAAUAAAUAAAAAUACAAAUACCAAACAACACCCACCCUCCCAACCGCCAUUCAACACACACACACACACACACACACACGCACGCACGCACGCACGCACGCACGCACGCACGCACACACACACACACACACACACACACACACACACACACACACACACACACACACACAGAUGCGUCAGAUCAGGUGAGGAUUCUUCAACUUGAGUUAAAAGAAAUGAGGAAACUCUGGAUCUCGGACUAAAACGAUAAAACUAUAAUAAAAUAUAAUAAAGGUGAUAAAGAUUUAAAAGUUACUGAAAUAAAAGAGUCUUAAAAUCAAACAAUAACAGGAGGUAAAUUAAAAAGAGGUAAUAAAACACAUAAUAGUCACUCUAGGUCUAAAGUCGGAUAAAAUCACAUCAUGCAGAGAAUAAAAACAAAAUUUAACUCAAAGACUAAAAAGGUCUUUAGUUUACUUUUAAAGAUCUGAACAGUAGGUGUCGCUCUCAGGUCUGCAGGUAGGCUGUGAUGAUUCACCGCAUGUUUUAGUUUUUACUUUGGGAAAAAUGAAAAGACCUGAAGACCUGAGGGCUCGACCGGGAUCAUACGAUAAAUCAGACAAAUAAGAAGGACCAUUAAGAGCUUUAAAAACUAAUGAAAGAACCUUAAAAUCAUCUUUAAAAUUAGACACAGCUAGCCAACACAGAGAUUUUAAAAGUUUAGGAGCUUUUUCAUGUCAGAAACUGUUUUAAAAAUCUUUAUUUUCUCCGUUCUUGUUGCUGAAGAUGUUUGUUAAAUAAAUAAAAUUUUUUAAUAAGUUUGUAUUUAAAAUGUUUUUAAAUACCUUUUUUACAUCAACAUGGAUGAAUUCAUAAUUCCUGACAGUUAAAUUAAAUGUAACUAUUUACUGUGAGGAGAUUUCUGCUGUUUAUUAAAAACCGUUUAAAUUGUUGGAAAUAAUCUUAGAGGUUUAAAGAUUUUCCUCAGUUCUGGAUCUUUACAGUCCAGUUUUGAUCCAGUUACAGAAACUCAUCAGGGAUUAAAUCAUUCUGAUGGAUUAUUGAAAACUCCUCUGAGGAGCUUUAAGAUGGUUCAUACUGAUGUCUCUUUAUGUUCUACAGAAACAAACUAGACUAUAAAUAAAACUUAUGUUUAAUCUCUCCCUCUGUUGGUUAAACAGCAUGCUGUCAAAAGGCCUUUAUUUACAAAAAUUCAAUAAUACACGAGGGCGUACAUGUGGGUAUCAUAAAGAAGGAGGAGAAAGAAAUAAGUUACUGAGAGCAUUUUCUUCAAGUUUGUAUAUUUUAGAUUCAACCAGGUGUAGUUGUCUAUCAGUUUAAUGUUUUAUUAUUAUUAUUAUCAUUAUUAUUAUUAUUAUUAUUAUUAUUAUUUCUGGUGUAAAAGUUGAGACUUAAAUGUUCUCUGGAGUCAUUAUUUUAGUCCAGCUCGGUGAUCUUCAGGAGAACCUGUCAGGUCUGGUCUCCUCCUCUGGUCUCUGGUUUGUUAGUUUGAUGGUCUGCUGUCUUUAUUUAUGCUCUCUGAUGUGUCCUCCAUAUUUACUGUACUUACUGUCUCUGUUUUGAACUUUAGUUUGAUGCGUCUGGUUGUUAAUUCUCCACAAAGACACAGUUUGGGCCUCAGAUAAAACCACCAUGAUUCACUCUCAUGUGUUUCAGUGGAAAAUGUCUCAUCAGUGAAUGAAUGAGUGAAUCAGGUCUGAGGAGUGUCGAGCUUUGUACAGCAGAUUCAUGAAUUCACUCAGUUUGUCGGUUUGAUUUGAUUCGAGCUCAGAUCUUUGAGGCGUCCUGAUCAGCUGAUUUUGGUCACAUGUGUCUGCAGCAUUUUCAGACUCUUUAAUCGGCCAAUUGCUUCAUGUCAAAUAUGAUAACACAAUGAAAGGCACGGUUCUGCUCACAUUAGAGCCACUGUCAUAUCAUGUGUCGUAGCACCAUCUAGUGGAAAAUCUGAGUUACAGCACCUAUUAUCUUGGAUGUUUUCUGUGGGGUUGGUUUUUUCCUUACCCUUAAUCUCAUGACAGUUUUUAAUCUGGACUCUGUAAUACAGACAUGUCAGCAUAUUUCAGCUGAACAGACGUGGACGAAAAUGUUAAGAUGAGAUUAAAAUGUUUAAAGACUGUUACGGAAAAAAGGAUAAAGUGAGUCAAACAGAGCUGCUCCUCAGAAAUAAACCCGACCCCUGAGAGAUUUAAAAAUGUAAUAAAAUAAAAAAAGGAAUGUGUUUUUCAUUGUGAAUAGAAAAAAAAACAUAGAAUUAAAUUAAAAAUUAAAUUAAAACACAUGUUAAUGUCUGACAGUGAAGUGACCAUUUGAUGUGUUUGUUUGAGGUAAAAAUGUGGAUUUUCCUUCUUUUUCUUUUUGUAAAUUACUCUGAAAAAUUAAAGUCAACUUAGAAAUUGUGCUUCUGGCUACAGAACAAAAAUAGUUUAAUGUAUUAAUUAUCAAUGUCUAGUUAUUUAAUGUAACACCUUUGUUACAGCAGGCUCACCAGACCUUUAAUUAGUUAAAGACUAAUUUAAGUGAAACCAGUGACAAAAUUCUGAUUUCCAAAAAGAACUGGAUAAAUAUCUACGCACAAUAAACAAAAAUUAAAAACUCUAACAUUUCUUUGCUCUAGCCUGUUAUACGUUGAUGGUGUUUGUCAGGAUUUUUCCUGUCAUGUCGUCCUUCACUGUAAAGUCGUUACACAUCGGUGAAUUAGCGAAGUGAAUCAUUUGCUUUUUUUAAAAUCCUCAUUAAGUCAACGCGAGCUUCCACAGCGGCUACGAACUUCUGCAGAGCGGAAAAGAGACUGUAAUUUUUUCAUGCUCUGGAUCAGUCGGCUCUCUGUAGUUUGUCCUCCCCCCCUGACGUGGAGUCAGCUGAUGGAGCAGCUCUUUCUGAAGUAUUGUCAGAAUUUCUCAGGAUAUAAUUUUAGCUCCUGAAUCGUUUUGUGGAGCUCCUCCUUCUCCUGUCUAAGGUCAGUGUUGGACGGACUCAGACACUUUGAUUCUUCUUUUUUCUUUUUGUUAUUUAAUCGUCUCACAACCAUGACCAGGUCGUCACCACUUGAGGAGGUUGUAGUCGACAUUUUUUCUCCUCCUUCCCUCGCCCUCUCUGUUCUCCUGUGGCGUAUUUUUAUGUGAAUUUUAUUCCCUCUUGCUCCAGGUGUGUAGAGGAAAAGGUGUAAGCUGAAUAUUUUGUGCUGCUUUUUCACGUCACUUUGCUAAUUCGCCGGUCUGUAACGACCUUCAGAGUCAUAAUAACAGGACAGAGUCGCCCUGCUGCUGAUCUGACGUCAGUUUAACAGUCAGAGGCCUAACAGGAGCGAGCCGAGCCGGAGUGUGGAGCAGAGAUGUGAUAAAAACUUGUUUCUGAAUGGUUGAGACACUGGAGUAGAAGUGAAGUUGUUGUUUGUUUUCUUGGGUCUCCUGAGCGCAGAGUCUAAACAUCAUCAUGAAACGAGGCGUUCAGUCCGUCACCGCCUCCUCUGUAUGGCACCGCCUCCUCCUCAUGUCCCUGUGUCAUCCCCUCUGUCUCUCCUCUGUCCCCUCUAGCUGUUAUAACUGUGGAGGUCUGGACCACCAUGCCAAGGAGUGUGGCCUGCCCCCCCAGCCAAAGAAAUGCCACUACUGCCAGAGCAUCACGCACAUGGUGGCUCAGUGUCCCCACAAGGCACUGGUGCCCGCCACAGGCUCUCAGGACCAACAUGCGUCUACCUCGACCUCGGCCUUCAGCCCAGGGACCGGGCCCUACCUCUGCCCCCCCGAGGAGGAGGAGCGCUCCGGCUCGUCUCCCCUGGAGGGCUCCUCAUCCUCCCCUGAGGAGCCUCACACGCGCGGCCCCCGGACCCAGAGGUGGAGGAAAUCCUGA